AUGAGCUGCAGCGCGUGCGGCGCGUUCUUCUACUGCGCGCGGAGAUGCCUGGAACGUCACUGGGUCGCGCAGCGCCACUCGAGCGACUGCGAACGGCACGCGAAACAGGUCGCGCGCGCGGAAGAGCUCCGACGCGCGCACGACAUGCGAUGGCUCGCGGGACCCGGACCGGGACCGGGAUGGCUAGACCUCGCCACGGUGGGCAUAGACGACGGGUUCGCGACGCGGUGCGACGUCUUGGAACGGUGCGGCGUGCACCACAGAGGACCGUUCCGAAGGGAGUGCGACUGCCACAGGCGGACGCAGUUCGGUGCGCUCCCUCGCGACGACGGUUGGUGCCGCGAGCGGCGGCGCGCCGACGGCAACGGCGACGGCGACGGUCCUCUCCCCGCGUUCGACCCCGACCGGGACGUCGCGACGUGGAAGGAGUUGUACGCCGCGCUGCGCGUCCGCGACGGCGACUGCGCGGCGAUCGUGUGGUCGACGGGGGCGACGGUGUACAGCGCGCUGUGCGCGGCGGGCGCGCGUCUGACGCGCGAAGCGGAGUCGUCGUCUGAGGCGGCGUCCGAGGCGGCGUCUGAAGCGGCGGCGGAGACGGAGACGGGCGCCGUCGUCGUGCAUCUCGUCGGCGCGGAGAAAGAGCUCGACCAGAUGGACGCGCUCGUCGACCUCCUGGAGCGACUCAUCGCGCGGGAGGUGGACGUCCCUCCCGGAGGGAAGCGGCGCGUCGCGCGGGACGUCGUCGUGCACGUCGUCGGUCCAGAGGCGCCCCCCGAGGCGGCGGCGGCGGAUGCUGACGUGGCAGGGGGUGCCGAGACGCCGAGACGCGCCGAGGAGAAGACCGGCGGCGGUGGCGGCGGGAGGGUGACGUGGGCGACGCACCGGGGGUACUACCACGACGUCGCGGCGUCGCUCCCGGCGGCGCGGGUGGCCGUCGCGCCCAACGCGGGGAUCGCCGCGUUUCGAGUGUGGCGACCCACCGCGCUCGCGUUGGCGCGCGCGGGCACGCCGUUCGUCGUCACGGACUACACCGAGGAGGCCGCGUGCUUAGCGUUCGCCGCGCUGGAGCGCGUCCACGGCGAGGCGGCGGCGGCGGCGGCGGCGGGCGGCGGCGCGACGGUUGACGUUCCGUAUCCCGCCUCCGUCGGACGAUUGACGCGUCCUCGGCUGAAUCCGUUUCGGUCGCCGGUAGAUCGUUCGAAACGACGGACGCGAGCGACCGCGUCGCCACACGCGCUCGUCGCGCCGCCCUCGCACGCCGCGACGACGACGAUGGCGUCCUCCGCCGCCGCCGCCGCGCGCGUCGUCCCCGCGACCGCGCGCGUCGCGUCGUCCGCGCGUCGCCGUCGUCGUUCGCGCGUCGUCGCGUCGUCGACGUCGUCGUCGAGAUCGUCGAUCGCCGCGCGGGUCCGUCCUCGUCCUCGCUCGCGCGCGUUCGCGCCGCGCGCGAGCGCGGACGACGACGACGACACCGUCAGCGUCUCCGACCUCGUCGAGAUGGAAGUCGCGGGCGUGAGCGUCUCCGACGCCGGGUUCGCGCUCGUCCUGACCCAGGCCGGAUGGAAAGAUCACCUCCCGCGCGCGCGAGACGAGAUCGAAUCGAUGCGAAUCGACGCCCCAGCAGACCCGGCGUCGCGCCUUCCCGCGGACGUCGCCUCGCGCCCGGUCCUCGCGCUGCUCCUCACCACCUCGGACGACGACGUCGACGGCGCGCGAAGCGAGCACGCGCAGACGACGCUGCAGCUGCUGCAGACGCCGCCGAUCGACAUGGGAAUCCAACUGCCGUACGACGCGUUGGACGACGUCACCGGAAUGUCCGGCGCCGUCCUCGGCGCGGUGCUCGUAGGCAAGGCGACGUUCGCGGACGGGAGCGAUGACGACGACGAUGGGUCCUUCGUGUUCGAGUCCACGCUGCUCGCCGGGAAGGAGUUCGAACAGAACAGCUACGACGUCGUCGGCGGCGCGGCGGAGGCGUGGAAAGCGACCGCGCUCGCGCUGAGGUACGCGCCAUACGGGGCGAGGAUAUUCGCGACGCGAGGGGCGCUGGAGGACGUGAACGUGAAGCCGUUUAGGGCGGGAGAGGGGAAAGGGAAAGGAAAACGCCGCGGGGACGGCGGUUACGGCGGGGACGGCGGAGGGCUGACGCUCGGGACGGUGCGCGACGUGUUCCCUCUGUUGCAGACGGUGAACGAAGCGCGCGCGAUCGACGCGGCGGCGCGCAGGUUAGUCCUCGACCCGUUCAUGUCCGCGAGUUUUGACGACGACGAGGUGACGAGCGACGACGUCGGGGAAACGACCGCGGAGGAGGACGGCGUGUGA
This is a messenger RNA of Micromonas pusilla CCMP1545, 2319 nucleotides long. RefSeq lists its product as uncharacterized. Bases 1 to 2319 code for a protein of 772 amino acids. The transcript has 2 exons. Lineage: Eukaryota; Viridiplantae; Chlorophyta; Mamiellophyceae; Mamiellales; Mamiellaceae. The record is from RefSeq and is a predicted model, not a curated record.